Molecule: messenger RNA, 5670 nt
Organism: Bufo bufo (common toad)
Lineage: Eukaryota; Metazoa; Chordata; Amphibia; Anura; Bufonidae
Gene: MON2
Product: MON2 homolog, regulator of endosome-to-Golgi trafficking
Exons: 36
Coding region: 195-5348 (1717 amino acids)
Source: RefSeq, a predicted model, not a curated record
GGCUGUUACGUGUCAGUGCGGAGAGCGAGGGAUUCUGGGAGUCCGGCUGAUGGCCGAGCUGGAGGGCUGACAGCUCUGUUCUCAGCCGGGGACAUGUUCUAGGAGCCCGUACGGAAGGGUGGCUGCCUGCUCCGCACCAGCCACAGACCCUAGUCCCGCUUCUCCUCUGCUCUACCGCGGCGCAAACGGCAAACAUGUCCUCCUCCACCAGCAGUCCCGAGGCCAUCAAGAAGCUCCUGGAGAACAUGCAGAGUGACCUGCGGGGCCUCUCCAUGGAGUGCAAGAAGAAGUUCCCUCCUGUGAAAGAGGCUGCAGAAUCCGGGAUAGUGAAGGUAAAAAACAUAGCUGCUCGGAGCAGUGACGUGCUGACAGCAUUGAAGGAGAACAGUUCUGAAGUAGUUCAGCCAUUCCUGAUGGGCUGUGGAACAAAGGAACCGAAAAUCACUCAGCUUUGUCUUGCUGCUAUCCAGAGACUCAUGUCACAUGAAGUAGUGUCAGAGGCUGCUGCUGGCAAUAUAAUCAACAUGUUAUGGCAGCUGAUGGAAAAUGGACUAGAAGAACUAAAGCUUCUACAGACCGUAUUGGUGCUUCUCACAACUAACACAGUGGUUCAUGAUGAUGCCUUAUCGAAGGCAAUCGUUCUUUGCUUCAGACUGCACUUUACUAAAGAUAACAUAACAAAUAACACGGCCGCAGCGACUGUGCGUCAAGUGGUCACUGUGGUGUUUGAGAGAAUCGUGGCUGAAGAUGAAAGGCACAAAGAUGUUGUGGAGCAGCCUGUGCCUGGAAACAGUAAUAGGAGAUCUGUCAGCACUCUGAAGCCAUGUGCUAAAGAUGCGUAUAUGCUGUUUCAGGAUUUGUGUCAGCUGGUUAAUGCUGACGCCCCCUAUUGGCUGGUAGGAAUGACAGAAAUGACAAGGACGUUUGGUUUGGAACUUCUGGAAUCGGUCCUCAAUGACUUUCCUCAAGUUUUUUUGCAGCACCAAGAAUUUAGUUUUCUGUUGAAAGAACGGGUUUGUCCUCUUGUGAUUAAGCUCUUCUCGCCAAAUAUAAAAUUCCGUCAAGGCUCCAGUAGUAAUUCUUCUCCUGCUCCUGUUGAGAAACCUUAUUUCCCUAUCUGUAUGAGACUGCUUCGGGUUGUGUCUGUCCUGAUUAAGCAGUUUUAUGGACUUUUGGUGACAGAGUGUGAGAUCUUUCUGUCGCUACUAGUGAAAUUUCUGGAUGCUGAUAAACCACAGUGGCUACGAGCUGUGGCUGUGGAGUCUAUACACAGACUCUGCGUGCAGCCCCAGCUGCUCAGGUCUUUCUGCCAGUCUUAUGACAUGAAACAACACUCCACUAAAGUUUUCCGUGACAUAGUCAAUGCUUUGGGGUCCUUUAUUCAGUCUCUCUUCCUUAUACCAAGCGCUGGAAAUCCCUCUGCUGCAUCCAUCCCCAAUGUUGGAUCUAGCUCCAGUGUACCUGCCACAAACCAGGCGACAUCAGGGAUGGCAGCAGCAGUUGGUAAUGCCAUUGUGCUUCCAGCUUUUGAAUACAGAGGCACCUGGAUUCCUAUCAUGACCAUCUCUGUUCAAGGCAGUGCUAAAGCAACUUAUCUCGAAAUGCUAGACAAAGUGGAACCUCCAACUAUCCCUGAGGGUUAUGCUAUGUCUGUUGCAUUUCACUGCUUGCUAGAUCUGGUGCGAGGCAUCACUACUAUGAUUGAAGGGGAGAUCGGCCAGGCUGAAACAGACUCUCAGAUCUCAGCAGAAGAACCUCCACCGUGCACCAUUGAGCAGAAAGAUGGCAGUGCUGUGUCAGAUCCACCUGAAGAAGAGCCAGUUGGUAGAACUGUAUGGGAAGAGAUGAUCAAUGCCUGUUGGUGUGGACUUCUCGCAGCCCUCUCCUUGCUACUGGAUGCAAGCACUGACGAAACUGCAACAGAAAACAUAUUGAAAGCUGAAAUGACUAUGGCAUCUCUAUGUGGAAAGCUGGGACUUGUCACUCCAAGAGAUGCCUUCAUUACCGCCAUUUGUAAAGGCUCCUUACCGCCGCACUAUGCCCUGACUGUACUGAACACUUCAUCUGUUGCUUUAUGCAACAAAUCGUAUUCAAUCCAGGGGCAAAGUGUGCAGAUGAUCAGCCCGUCAAGUGACUCCCACCAGCAAGUAGUAGCAGUUGGUCAGCCUCUUGCUCUGCAGCCACAAGGAACUGUUAUGCUUACUGCUAAGAAUAUACAGUGCAUGCGAACACUGCUUAACUUGGCACAUUGUCAUGGUGGGUAUCUGGGGACGUCUUGGCAACUUGUGCUUGCAACUCUUCAGCACUUGGUAUGGAUCCUUGGCUUGAAACCCAGCAAUGGUGGUGCAUUAAAACCUGGGAGAGCAGUGGAGGGUCCUAGCACAGUUUUGACCACUGCAGUUAUGACAGACUUGCCUGUGAUCUCCACUAUCCUUUCACGGCUGUUUGAAAGCUCGCAAUACCUGGACGAUGUGUCUCUACACCAUCUCAUUAAUGCACUGUGCUCAUUAUCUCUGGAGGCUAUGGACAUGGCAUAUGGGAACAGCAAGGAGCCAUCUCUCUUUGCUGUUGCUAAGUUACUGGAAACAGGAUUAGUGAAUAUGCACCGAAUUGAAAUCUUGUGGAGGCCAUUGACAGGACAUUUAAUUGAGAAGGUUUGCCAGCAUCCAAACUCAAGAAUGAGAGAAUGGGGAGCAGAAGCAUUGACAUCGCUAAUAAAAUCAGGGCUGGCUUUCAAGCAUGAGCCAGAACUCUCUCAAAACCAGAGGCUGCAGUUGCUUCUCCUAAACCCCUUGAAGGAGCUUUCAGCUAUAAAUCACCAUGAUAUCCGCCACAAGCAAUUGGAAUGUGUGUUACAGAUUUUGCAGAACCAAGGAGAUAGUCUUGGACCUGGAUGGCCACUGGUUUUAGGAGUUAUUGGAGCAAUAAGAAAUGAUCAGGGGGAGUCUUUAAUACGGACCGCUUUCCAGUGCCUUCAGUUGGUCGUGACAGACUUCCUCCCCACAAUGCCUUGCACAUGCCUGCAGAUUGCUGUAGAGGUGGCUGGAAGCUUUGGACUUCAGAAUCAAGAGUUGAACAUUAGUUUAACAUCUAUUGGUUUGCUGUGGAAUAUCUCAGAUUACUUAUUUCAACGAGGAGAAACUAUAGAAAAAGAACUAAAUCGAGAGGAAGAAUUUCUUCAGAUGCAGGCAAAGGAGAAAGGAGUGACUUUAAACCGUCCCUUCCACCCUGCACCCCCAUUCGAUUGCCUGUGGCUGUGUCUCUAUGCCAAAUUGGGAGAACUUUGUGUUGACACGCGCCCUGCUGUCAGAAAGAGUGCUGGCCAGACAUUGUUCUCUACGAUCGGGGCUCAUGGAACUUUACUGCAGCAUCAAACAUGGCAUACUGUCAUUUGGAAGGUUCUGUUUCACCUUUUAGAUCAAGUUCGAGAGUCCUCUUUAACCGCUGAUAAGGAGAAGAUUGAAUCAGGAGGUGGUAACAUCCUCAUACACCACUCCAGGGACACAGCCGAGAAGCAGUGGGCAGAAACCUGGGUAUUAACCCUAGCGGGCGUUGCUCGAAUAUUUAACACUAGACGAUACCUCUUACAGCCAUUAGGUGACUUCUCAAAGGCCUGGGACAUUCUCCUGGAUCACAUUCAGUCCGCAGCUCUCAGCAAAAACAAUGAAGUUUCCUUAGCCGCGCUCAAAAGCUUGCAGGAAAUUUUGCAGAUUGUUAGCCCAACCAGAGAAAUGGACAGGCCAGAGUCACUGCCGGGUAUUUCAGUAACUGUACCUGCUCUUAUCGGGCCAGUUACAGCUGCUGGCCCAGGUAGACCACUGACACGAGCGGACUCUGCAGGAGAGAGACUCAACAGAUAUAAUGGCUCUGAGCAGCCCAUAGCCAUGGAUGAGAUUGAAGACUCUGCUCUGUGGUGGGCUGCCUGGAACACCUGGUAUAGGAUUGGUUCAGAAAGUACAAAGCCUCCAACUACAUGUGACAAACUGACAUUUAUCCCAAGUCAGCCAUUCCUGACAGCUUUAAUUCAGAUUUUUCCAGCUCUAUAUCAGCACAUCAAAACUGCCUUUAACAUGGAUGACCUACAAAAGCUUGGGGUUAUAUUACAUGGGGCUGUGUCGGUGCCUAUAAGCUCGGAUGCCUCUCCUUUCAUCCUCCCCUCUUAUACUGAAGCAGUGUUGACAAGCCUGCAAGAAUCUGUUCUUACAGCCUUGGAUGUCCUACAAAAGGCCAUCUGUGGAGGACCAGAAAAUAUGCAGAUAAUGUAUCCAGCGAUUUUUGACCAGCUGUCUGCAUUUGUACAGUUUUCUUGUAAACCACCUCAGUAUGGCAAACUAGAAACAAAGCACAUCGCUAAUGCCAAAUACAAUCAGAUCCAACUUUUUGCACCGGCAGAGUGGGUCGCCUUAAAUUAUGUACCUUUUGCUGAAAAAUCCUUGGAAGUCAUGGUUGAUCUGUACCAGAAAACAGCAUGUCAUAAAGCUGUAGUGAAUGAAAAGGUCCUCCAAAAUAUUAUUCGGACUCAAAGGGUGCCAUUGAGCCUGAAGUAUGCUUGCCCAUCAGAGAGCACAUGGAAACUGGCCGUCUCCUCCCUACUGAAGGUGCUUUCAGUUGGGUUACCAGUUGCACGACAACAUGCGUCUUCUGGAAAGUUUGAUAGCACGUGGCCUGAACUGGCAAACACUUUUGAAGACUUUUUAUUUACAAAAAGCUCACCCCCAGAUAAUCUUUCAAUUGAAGAGUUUCAAAGAAACGAGAGUAUUGAUGUAGAGGUUGUCCAGUUGAUCAGUUCAGAGAUACUGCCAUAUGCCAACUUUAUUCCAAAGGACUUUGUUGGGAAAAUCAUGACCAUGCUUAAUAAAGGCUCCAUACACUCUCAGUCCUCUUCCUUUACUGAAGCUGAAAUAGACAUUAGGAUGCGAGAAGAGUUUUCAAAAGUGUGCUUUGAGACAUUGCUUCAGUUCUCAUUUAGCAAUAAAGUAACAACACCGCAGGAAGGAUAUAUUUCCAGGAUGGCACUUUCUGUGCUAUUGAAAAGAUCCCAAGAUGUUCUUCAUCGCUACAUAGAUGAUGAAAGGCUGAGCGGGAAAUGUCCUCUGCCAAGGCAGCGUGUAACGGAAAUAAUUUUUGUCUUAAAAGCUGUAAGCACUCUAAUAGACUCUCUUAAGAAAACACACCCUGACAAUGUGGAUGAUAACACUUGGGCCCAGGUGAUUUCUCUUUACCCGACAUUAGUGGAAUGCAUCACGUGUUCUUCCUCUGAAGUGUGUUCGGCUCUAAAAGAAGCUCUGGUUCCAUUUAAGGACUUCAUGCAACCACCAGCAGCUAAAGUACAGAAUGGAGAGUCAUGACUGCUUGGAAUGAUUGUUCUUGAAGACGCGACACAGAGUGUACUGCAGAUGAAUGUUUCCUCCUAAGUGAAAUUAUUUUUUCUUUCCUGAAGGACGCAUUUGAUGAACUACACUGAGCGGCCACCUAGCCUGUGGCUACCUUUUUAACUGCUAUACUAAUGAGCUCAGUCAUUCAUGAAAACAAACUUACACCUCAAUAAAUGUCCCUGUGUGAGUAGCAUUGUGGGCCUUCUGAAUAUAAAUUACGUGCAGUAAAUGAUCGUUUGUUUAACAGACUGAAUGGGUGAGGAUUGAUCUGAACGUGGUAAAAUAUAUAAAAAAA